AUGUCGCUCGCGGGCCUUUUCCUCGCGGCUCUCCGUGACCCAAAUCCACUUAGAGAGCCAGUAGUAGAGAGAGGGCCGCUUUCGAGCUUGCCGUAUCUCACUCUUCGGGUUCUGCUGACAAACACAAGGCGUUUAUCUCAGGGAAAACAGACAAAUGAGGCUCGCUGGUUUUCUGCUGCAGACGGUCCUAAAUGUGGAGUAACGCUGGUGCAGAGCUCUUCAGGUGUUACUUUGUGGGAUAAGAAAUCAUUGAGUGAAGAUUUAGACAGUCAUCCUCAGCUCCUGACAGAUUUGAAGUUCAGUAGCUCUGACUCGCUCUCUAGUAAGUCCAGUCUCCUGGAUGUAAGUGCUUCCCUGAAGGCCAGCUUCCUGGGGGGGCUGGUGGAGGUAGGAGGAUCUGCCAAAUACCUGUGUGACACCAAAUCCUCAAACCAACAGUCCCGAGUUACUAUGUAUUAUAGUGAAACCUCCAGAUUCGACCAGCUCACUAUGACCCAGCUGGGCAAGAUCACCUACCCUCAGGUGUUUGACCAGAAAACGGCAACUCAUGUGGUCACGGCUGUUCUGUACAAAGCUCAGGCCUUCAUGGUGUUUGAUCAGAUGUCUUCAAAAGAUGAAAAAAAGCAAGAGAUCGAGGGAAAACUGCAUGUCAUGGUCCGGAAGCUUCCUGGAUUUUCUAUUGAGGGAGAAGGAUCAGUAAAUAUGACAGAAGAUGAAAAGAAAAUCGCUGAGAAUAUCACCUGCAUAUUUCAUGGUGACUUCCAUCUUGAGCAGAACCCUACCACAUACACGGAAGCCCUGAAUUUGUACAAGCGGCUCCCAACUGUGCUGAAGGAGAAUCCACAGAAUGCAGUUCCAUUAAAAGUUUGGCUAUAUCCUCUUCAUUUAUUGGACAUAAAAGCUGCUAAGUUGGAGAGAGAAAUCAGCACAAAUCUGGUUUCCAACACUGAAGAUAUAAUGGAGGAGCUGGGAGAGGUACAGAGGACAUGCAACGACCUGUCCAGAAUAACAAUGGUAAAUGCUUUUAGUGACCUUGAAGACAGGCUGCACUCAUUUCAGGACUCAUUUAGUAUCUACAAGACAGUGCUCCAGAAAGCAUUGGCCAGAGUCUUGCCUGCUAUUCGAGGAGGAGGGGAGGAGCAGCAGUCACUGGAAGACAUCCUGAAGAUCCACUACAGCUCCCCUUUUAAUGCUGACAAACUUAAUCAGUGGUUACACGAUGCAAAAUCUGAACUUCACCUCUUGAAUUCUCAGACCAAGAUGAACCAAGCAGACUCUCUGGCACUGGAUCCGGUCUGA
This is a messenger RNA of Sinocyclocheilus grahami, 1299 nucleotides long. Its product is annotated as stonustoxin subunit alpha-like. The record is from RefSeq and is a predicted model, not a curated record. Lineage: Eukaryota; Metazoa; Chordata; Actinopteri; Cypriniformes; Cyprinidae.